Molecule: messenger RNA, 1311 nt
Organism: Tilletiopsis washingtonensis
Lineage: Eukaryota; Fungi; Basidiomycota; Exobasidiomycetes; Entylomatales
Exons: 6
Coding region: 44-1297 (417 amino acids)
Biological process (GO): transcription open complex formation at RNA polymerase II promoter; transcription initiation at RNA polymerase II promoter
Cellular component (GO): transcription factor TFIIE complex
Source: RefSeq, a predicted model, not a curated record
CCACCUCCCACGCGCCGCGCCUGCCUCGCCCUGCACCGUCGCCAUGUCGCACGCUCAGUCCGCCGCCGGCUCCUCGGCUGCCGGCGCUGCUGGCGGCGCAGGCGUGCACAUCGCGACGCGCGAGGACAUGGCGGCCAUCCGCCUGCUCGUGCAGCGCGUCGUGCGCCAGUUCUACGAGGACCGGCACAUCAUCGUCAUCGACCGCAUGGUGCGCUUCCAGGUCGUGCCGGCAGAUGCGCUGGCAGGGCUGCUCGGCACCAACAUCAAGGAGGCCAGCGCCAUGUGCAGCAAGCUGCUCGAGGACCGCAUCCUCUGCGCACACCGUCGUAACGAGAUGAAGGAGGGCGUCAGUGGCCGCAUGUUCCCACGCUCGUACUACUACAUCGACUACGCCUCGCUGCUCAACGUGCUCAAGUGGCGCCUGCUGCACAUGCGGCGCACCAUCGAGGGUGCGCUGCGUGCCGAGCUCGACACGCGUGGCUUCGUCUGCCCGCGCUGUGCCAAGCGCUUCGCGACGCUCGAUGUGGCGCACCUGCUCGACCCCACCGGCAUGGCGCUCAUCUGCGACACGCCGGGCUGUGGCGCCGAGCUGGAAGACAAUGAGGAUGCGGAGGACGUGCGGCGGGGCCGCGACCGCAUGCGCCGCUUCAACGAGCAGUGCGGCGGCAUUCUGCAGGCGCUGAAGGACGUGGACGACAUCGUCUUGCCGCCCACGGAUGUGACGGCGUGGAUCGAAGAGCAUGGCGCUACGUGGAAGAGCGAGGCUGCGGCGCGGCCCACGUCGUCUGCCCUGCCCUCUUCCGACAUCGCGAUUGCGACGGGCGGCGCGAUGCCCAUCCCAGCCUUGCAGGUCGACCUCUCUUCGGCAGAUCCGGCCGUCGAGGCAGCACGGCGGGCCAAGGAGCGCGCCGACGCCGAAGCCAAGCGUGCGCAGAACGCCUUGCCCGAGUGGCUGCAGAAGAGCACAGUCAGCGGCGAGUCGACCGGCCUCGGGCGCAGCAGUCUACGAGAGCAGCAGCUGGCCGAAGCCGAUGCAGAAGAGACGGCCAAGGCAGAGCAGCAGACCGCGGCAGAUUACUACGCGCAGUAUGCGUCGCUGCAGAACGGAGCUGAGGAUGAGGAUGACGAGGAGGAGUUCGAGGAGGUCGCUGUGCCCAGCACAAAGCGGCCGCGAGAAGAUGGCGACACUGAGCAGCAGGCAAACGGCAAGAAGGCGCGCACCACACCGCCAGCGGCUGCAGCACCGCCUGCUGACGACGAUGAUGAGGACGAGGAGGACAUGUACGAGGUCUUCUAAUGGCAGAGCAUGCA